AUGGGGACAGCAGCCCCAGCGCUCUUGGUACUGCUAAGCCUAAGAGUGACUAUUUGUGAUGCUGAGGACGCCUGCUCAGAGGUGAGAAUAGUGGGACUGAGUGAUGCUGACCGACUCGCCAUUCUUCAAGGAUGUCCAGGCAUCCCAGGUGCCUCUGGCCCAAAAGGAGAACCAGGUCUCCCAGGAACAAAAGGAGAAAUGGGAGACCAGGGAUUCCCUGGGAAAGCAGGACCACCUGGUGCAAAAGGAGCAGCUGGAGAGCCUGGCUUCCCAGGACAGAAAGGAACAAAAGGAGAGCCUGGAUUUCCAGAAAUAUGGGGUGAGAACUGCCAAGAACUGCUGGCCAAAGGGAAGAUUUUGAGUGGCUGGUACAAAAUCUACCCCCAAGACUGCAAUGCCACCACCGUCUUCUGUGACAUGGACACUGAUGGUGGGGGAUGGAUUGUUUUUCAGAGGCGCUGGGAUGGGUCAGUGAACUUCUUGCGAGAUUGGGAUUCAUACAAACGAGGCUUUGGCAACCAGCUAACGGAGUUCUGGAUGGGGAAUGACAACAUCCAUUUCCUCACCUCUCUGGGACCCUGUGAACUCCGUGUUGACCUGAGAGACUUUGAGAACAACUACUAUUUUGCCAACUAUGCUUCAUUCAGAGUUUUAGGAGAGUCAGAGAAAUACAGACUAGUUCUAGGAGACUUCCUUGGUGGAAAUGCUGGAGACUCUUUAUCGUACCACAGGGACAUGCCAUUUUCAACAACAGAUCAAGACAAUGACAUGAGCUCCUUUAACUGUGCCACAGAAUACAAGGGAGCAUGGUGGUACAAUGACUGUCAUUACUCCAACCUGAAUGGGAUGUACUGGAUGGGUGCACAUGGGAGCUACGCUGAUGGCAUCAACUGGAAGACAGGCAAAGAAUACCACUACUCCUAUAAGCGAACGGAAAUGAAGUUCAGGCCAGUUUAA
Sturnus vulgaris (Common starling) is the source of this 957-nucleotide messenger RNA. NCBI's taxonomy places the organism in Eukaryota, Metazoa, Chordata, Aves, Passeriformes, Sturnidae. The record is from RefSeq and is a predicted model, not a curated record.